Suricata suricatta (meerkat) is the source of this 987-nucleotide messenger RNA. It is a transcript of the gene CT55, whose product is annotated as cancer/testis antigen 55. NCBI's taxonomy places the organism in Eukaryota, Metazoa, Chordata, Mammalia, Carnivora, Herpestidae. Bases 18 to 740 code for a protein of 240 amino acids. The record is from RefSeq and is a predicted model, not a curated record. The transcript is spliced from 5 exons.
AAGCCAUCUUGGAGACCAUGCUUCGACUUCUCUCCAGGGCUUUGGCCUUCUUCUGGAGAAGAGCAGACUCUUCGGAGGCCAAGGAGGAGCAGCCUAUGAGGCUCCUGGAAGGUGAUACAUUAAAAAAUAUUCAGGGAGCUGUGACAAAGGUCUGUGGGAAUCAUGGCUUGAUUGAUGACAUGAUCUACUUCAGUAGUGAUGUUGUGGAUGGCAAUAUGUUUCCUAAAGUGGGACAAAAAGUCAUUGUCGUUGUGGAAGAAGAUGAAAUAUAUGGAUUGAAAGCGAUAAAAGUGGUUCUUCUCUGUGAUAGUUGCCAUGGCACUGGAGUGUCCUACUCCAAUGCCAGUGUUCCAUUUCCCUGUGUUAACCCUGCAGUGGAAGGAGCUGACCACAUUGAUCAUACAACUUACAUUUUGCUAGAUGUUGUUUGUAAAGGUUUCGAGCCUUACCCAGGGGACCGAGUGGAAGUUGAGGUUUGCACCGAGUUAGAGACCUUGACCAGCAGGGCCCUGUCGGUGAAGCCUCUGAGACAUAAGCAUGUGCAUGAGGUCUGCAUUACUAGCCUAAAUACAAGAAAUGGGGUGAUUGAUAACAGCAUCUUUUUCACCUUGGAAUCUCUGAAGCUUCCUGAUGGAUACCAACCUCAAGUAUUUGAUGUUGUUAAUGCUGUCGCGGUGGAGAGUAUUCAGUCCUGCUAUAUGUGGCGUGCAGUCUCCAUGACUCUCGUGAAAAGGUGGUAAUGAGAAAACAGCAUUUGUAAGCCCUGUGAAACAUCUCUUCUCUUGUCAGUAAAGGGCCUAGUUUAAAAGUGUUUUGUUAAAAAAAAAAGUGUUUUGUUAUAAAUAGCUUAGUAAACCUCAAUGAUUAAUCCAAAUACAACCUUUCAAGUUCUGUGGGGGUUGGCUAAAUGGAGUUUACCUUCUGGAUAGUGGUUAGUAUUUUUCAUUAUUGAUUAAAGACAUUUGCAAAAAAAAAAAAUAAAAAAAA